UAACCUUGUAGUAUUUUUAGGAAAGUCACAGACAGAUGUGAUAACGCGAGCAAUGACCUACAGCUUUUCCGCAUUUCGAAUUUGCGUUCGAUCCUUCUCAUCAUCCUCCUUCAAAACAUUUGCAAAAAAUCUCGCGCUCCAUCGUUUCCUCAUUUUUCCGAGUCUUGCUUGAAUAAAUUUACUCAGCUGUCAGCCGUGUCCUGUGUUAUUAGUGUCCCAUAUGGAAAAAGUACUUCCAGCCAGGAUUUGUGUGAUCGCGUACAAUACGGACUGGCAUGGCAAUGAAAUGCCCUGUGACUGUUGUGAGAAGAAAUUUCGCGUUUUUGAGUAGAUUAUAUCUGAAAAGAACCGACGUCAGUAAGUGCUUGGAGUGUCAUGCAUUCUGAAACUACUUUGACACCCGUGAAGUGGAGGGGGAACUCACUUUGGAGCAGGGGACACUUAUUUUGCAUACCUGCUAUCUCCGAAAUGUUAUCAGUCAUUCCGUCCAGUGUCCGCGUGAGUUGAGAUGGCAUAUCCAUUCUCUCCGGUCACCAGUAGUUUUAAGUGAUAUUGUUACAAUGCUCUCGCUAGCUUUCAUCUGUCUCUCCUGUUUUUUAAAUUUAGUCGGGUCAAUUUCCAAACACCCGUCAGUUCUGGUAGUUUCAUUUGAUGCCUUCAGGUAUGAUUUCCUCAACAAAAGUGCCACCCCCAAUCUCUAUGCGUUAUCACAAAUCGGAGUUCGAGCGGACUACAUUAGAAAUAUAUUUCCGACGAAAACAUUUCCAAAUCAUUUUUCGAUAGGAACGGGAGUUUAUGCUGAGGAUCAUGGUGUUCUUGCUAAUCACGUUUUCUACAACAAUCGGUCCCAUGGAUAUAGCUAUGACUUAUUCCAUUAUAAUGAUGAUGUUGUGCCAAUCUGG
This is a messenger RNA of Bemisia tabaci, 902 nucleotides long. The record is from RefSeq and is a predicted model, not a curated record. Lineage: Eukaryota; Metazoa; Arthropoda; Insecta; Hemiptera; Aleyrodidae.